CAAAUUAGAAUUAGGGUUUAUUGCUUCUUUUUGUCAAACCAAAACAUGUCUCACAUCGCUGUGGAGAGAAACAGAAGAAGACAGAUGAAUGACCACCUCAAGGUUUUGCGUUCUUUAACCCCGUGUUUCUACAUCAAAAGGGGGGACCAAGCAUCGAUAAUAGGUGGUGUGAUAGAAUUUAUCAAGGAGCUGCAUCAAGUUCUGCAAGCUUUGGAGUCGAAGAAACAAAGGAAGAGUUUAAGCCCUAGCCCUGGUCCUAGUCCAAGACCACUAGUGCAAACUCCUCAAUCGGGUGAUCAUGUUCAUACCCCUUUUGGAAUUGAGAAUUUUAAGGAACUAGGAGCAUGCUGCAACUCUUCUGUUGCAGAUGUGGAAGCAAAGAUCUCAGGAUCCAACGUCAUGCUCAAAGUAAUAGCGAGGAGAAUACCGGGUCAAAUUGUGAAGAUAGUCAGUGUAUUGGAGAAACUUUCAUUUGAGGUUCUUCAUCUCAACAUCAGUAGCAUGGAGGACACUGUUCUAUACUCCUUUGUCAUCAAGAUAGGGUUGGAAUGUCAGCUGAGCUUGGAGGAACUGGCACUUGAAGUUCAACAAAGCUUCUUUCCCAAUGUUGUUUACACCCACGAGAUAUAAUAGUUUGCUUUUUAUGCAUGCCUGCUAAUAUAUAAAUA
This is a messenger RNA of Pistacia vera, 668 nucleotides long. Its product is annotated as transcription factor MUTE. The transcript is spliced from 3 exons. The record is from RefSeq and is a predicted model, not a curated record. Gene Ontology annotation, biological process: guard cell differentiation; stomatal complex development; positive regulation of DNA-templated transcription. The coding region runs from base 46 to 630 and encodes 194 amino acids. Gene Ontology annotation, cellular component: nucleus. Gene Ontology annotation, molecular function: protein dimerization activity; DNA-binding transcription factor activity. NCBI's taxonomy places the organism in Eukaryota, Viridiplantae, Streptophyta, Magnoliopsida, Sapindales, Anacardiaceae.